Messenger RNA from Nicotiana tabacum (common tobacco), 898 nucleotides. RefSeq names its product bifunctional adenosine 5'-phosphosulfate phosphorylase/adenylylsulfatase HINT4. The record is from RefSeq and is a predicted model, not a curated record. NCBI's taxonomy places the organism in Eukaryota, Viridiplantae, Streptophyta, Magnoliopsida, Solanales, Solanaceae. Gene Ontology annotation, molecular function: catalytic activity.
CCAAAAUUUUAGUACUGCGCACGCUAAUGGCUGCUCCUCCUCCUCAAGAAGUAAAGAACAAAUUCAACAAUGGUGAUAUGAUCCGUAAAUUGACAGAGGGCGGAAGAAUGAUAAGGGGAGCAGCUUUAUCGGAAUGUAUAUUUUGCCAAAUUGCUACCUCUUCCGCUUCCACCACUCUCCUUCACUCCGAUGAUAAAGUUGUUGCAUUUCGAGAUAUUAAUCCAUCUGCCUUCAGGCAUUACUUGGUAAUUCCAAAACAGCACAUUCCAACUGUCAAAAACCUUCAGAGAAGCCCGGAAGAUUUCUCCUUGGUGAGUCACAUGUUAGAUGUCGGGAAGAGUCUGUUACAUAGGGAUGCACCUCAGUGCAAGCAUUACAGAUUUGGUUUUCAUCAGCCCCCAUUCAACAGUGUUGAUCACCUUCACCUCCACUGCUUUGCACUUCCUUAUACUCCAAGCUGGAGGUUUAUAAAAUACUUAUCAUUGGGGCCACUCGGUGGAUUUGUUGAAGCUGAAAAGCUAUUGGAGAGAAUAAAGCCACAAAUUCCUCAUCACUCAUCUAUGUAAUUGUCUGUAAAUUUGCGGUUUCUAAUUAAAAUUGGCAAAUGUGUUCACCACGGUCUCUGUGCAUCAAGGGAAGUCUCAUUGGUAUAAGUGGUGCUUUAGUGAUUUUUCAGAUUUGAAACAUGAUUUUCCGAGUUAGCUUCAGAGAUGCCUCUUUAACUUACCCAGAAGCAGUAGAUAACUAGGAUUAUUCAUGGGCAUUUAUUGCAGAUUUUGCAUCUCCUUUUUAUGUGCAGUCCAAUACAAUUCUCCCCAAAUUAUUGUCGUAUGUUAUCCGUCCAACAUGCAAAUUUUUAUGAACGUGAUGGACCAGAUGAAAGAUUGAUGUUUCUAUU